ACUUUGGCGCCAACCUGGUGACCAUCAAAAAUGAGGACGAGCAAUACUUCAUCAAUGGUCAACUUCCUGACCUGCACCAGGUGGACAUACCUGAUGUUUGGAUUGGUGUGUCAGAUAAGGGCCAGGAUGGCGUGUUUAAAUGGGUGGAUAAUACAGACAUUCAGUUCUCCAACUGGAGUCCCAAUUUCCCCAGAAACACAGAGAAGUUCUGGGACUGUGGACAGAUCUACACAGGGAAUUACGCUGGAAAAUGGGAGACGACCAACUGCUUCAAGAACUUGGCCUACAUUUGUAAGAUGCCGGGUGGUCAGAACACACAGAGACCCACCGCUGCCCCGAAUACUCACUGUGAUCAGGGCUAUCUGCUAUUUCGUGACCACUGCUAUCACUUUGAGUCUGAGGUGGUCAAAACGUGGCAGGCUGCUGAAGACUUCUGUGUUUCCCAGAACGGACACCUGGUCAGCAUUCAUGACCAUGAGACCACCAGUUUCAUAACUGCUCACAUGCCCAGGUCUUCGUGGGUGGGCCUCAAUGACAUACAGGAAGAGGGCAAGUUUGUGUGGUCUGAUGGAACAUCUGCUGAUUUCCUGCUGUGGGAGGCGGAUCAGCCCGACAACUGGAACAACGAGGACUGUGUCCACAUCCGUGGGACAGAG
Electrophorus electricus (electric eel) is the source of this 656-nucleotide messenger RNA. The record is from RefSeq and is a predicted model, not a curated record. Lineage: Eukaryota; Metazoa; Chordata; Actinopteri; Gymnotiformes; Gymnotidae.